GACUUGUAGUAGUAUGGCGGUGGUAGAGGCUUUUCCGGAGGUGGUGGGGACUUGUAGUAGUAUGGCGGUGGUAGAGGCUUUUCAGGAGGCGGUGGGGAUUUAUAGUAGUAAGGUGGAGAAGGAGACUUUUCCGGUGGUGGUGGGGACUUGUAGUAGUAAGGUGGCGGAGGAUAUUUUUCUGGGGGCGGUGGGGACUUGUAGUAGUAUGGCGGUGGAGGAGAGUGUACGGGUGGCGGAGGAGAUUUGUAGUAGUAAGGUGGUGGAGGGGACUUUUCAGGAGGUGGUGGGGAUUUGUAGUAGUAAUGUGGCGCAGGAGACUUUUCGGGUGGCGGUGGGGACUUGUAGUAGUAUGGUGGUGGUGGAGAGUAUUCCGGUGGCGGGGGAGAUUUGUAGUAGUAAGGUGGUGGAGGGGACUUUUCAGGUGGUGGCGGGGAUUUGUAGUAGUAUGGUGGGGGAGGAGAUUUUUCGGGGGGUGGUGGGGACUUAUAGUAGUAUGGUGGUGGUGGAGAGUGCACUGGUGGCGGGGGAGAUUCGUAGUAGUAAGGAGGUGGAGGAGACUUUUCUGGAGGUGGUGGGGACUUGUAGUAGUAAGGCGGUGGAGGAGACUUUUCGGGUGGUGGCGGGGACUUGUAGUAGUAUGGCGGGGGAGGAAAUUUUUCAGGAGAUUUUUCAGGUGGUGGUGGAGACUUGUAGUAGUAUGGCGGUGGUGGGGAUUUUUCCGGUGGUGGAGGAGAUUUGUACUCAUAAGGCGGUGGAGGAGACUUUUCUGGUGGCGGCGGGGACUUGUAGUAGUAUGGUGGGGGAGGAAAUUUUUCAGGAGAUUUUUCAGGUGGUGGUGGGGACUUGUAGUAGUAUGGUGGUGGAGGAGAUUUUUCCGGUGGUGGAGGGGAUUUAUACUCAUAAGGCGGUGGAGGAGAUUUUUCCGGAGGUGGUGGAGAUUUGUACUCAUACGGAGGUGGAGGUGAUGGAGAUGGUGGAGGUGGUGACUUGUACUCAUAAGGCUUUGGAGGAGGAGAAUGUGGAGGUGGUGGAGAUGAGUACUCAUAUGGAGGUGGAGGUGGUGACUUGUACUCAUAAGGUUUUGGUGGAGGAGAAUGUGGAGGUGGUGGAGAUGUGUACUCAUAUGGAGGUGGAGGUGGUGACUUGUACUCAUAAGGCUUUGGUGGAGGAGAAUGUGGAGGUGGUGGAGAUGUGUAUUCAUAUGGAGGUGGUGGAGAUGUGUACUCAUAUGGAGGUGGAGGAGAAUGCACUGGUGGUGGCGGGGAUUUGUACUCAUAGGGCGGUGGAGGUGGUGAAGGGUAGGGAUAACCAUCCGCAGAUACUGAACCGACAUUACUAGAAACCACAAGAAUGGCUAGUGCCACUAGAAUUUGGGGCCAAAACCGGCCCCUUCCUGGGUCGCUCCGCGGAGCUAUCAUCGCUUGCCGGUGAAGUUCCCCCCAAUUUCUCAAGACUAGUACAAGUGUGUCCCGUACUAAAAAGAUGAGGAAGGAGGGGACUAGAAAGAAAGAAAGAAAAGUCUUUUGUUAGU
Rubroshorea leprosula is the source of this 1531-nucleotide messenger RNA. The record is from the annotation of a GenBank genome assembly. NCBI's taxonomy places the organism in Eukaryota, Viridiplantae, Streptophyta, Magnoliopsida, Malvales, Dipterocarpaceae.